Molecule: messenger RNA, 344 nt
Organism: Aspergillus sclerotioniger CBS 115572
Lineage: Eukaryota; Fungi; Ascomycota; Eurotiomycetes; Eurotiales; Aspergillaceae
Exons: 3
Coding region: 1-183 (60 amino acids)
Biological process (GO): mitochondrial respiratory chain complex I assembly
Cellular component (GO): mitochondrion
Source: RefSeq, a predicted model, not a curated record
AUGGCCUCGACCAAGACCCGGCCCAUCGAAAAGUUUGCAAAGGCCACCUCCAAGUGCUCGUUAGAGGCGGCUGCGUACGGCAAAUGCGUGGUGGCUGAUUACAAUGCCGUGCAGAAAGACAUGUGCGCCAAGGAGUUCAUGAAACUUAAGGACUGCUUCUUGGCAGCGUCAAAGAAAGUUUAAUGGUGGCUGGGUUGCAGAAGAGCUACGUUGGUUAGGCACUUGGGCUGGUUUUGGCGGUGUCUAAGGAAAAACUUCAUUAUUGUAGAAAUCAUCAUCAUAAACAUGUGUAAUUUUAUUCAGCAAAACUCGUAAAAAACAAACAUCGUACUCUGUGGGAAUUG